This is a messenger RNA of Esox lucius (northern pike), 958 nucleotides long. RefSeq names its product diablo, IAP-binding mitochondrial protein b (gene diablob). Lineage: Eukaryota; Metazoa; Chordata; Actinopteri; Esociformes; Esocidae. Gene Ontology annotation, biological process: intrinsic apoptotic signaling pathway in response to oxidative stress; neuron apoptotic process. The record is from RefSeq and is marked provisional. Gene Ontology annotation, cellular component: mitochondrion.
GAUCCAAGAUGGCUACAUUCAGGAGAGGGUGUUUUUGUUUGGGUUUGAGCUAUGCUACAAACCUUGUUAGGUUCACUAGGGUUUUGGUGCGCAGACAAGUUAUGAAGUUACCGACGACGACGAUCCGGAAGAACUGGUUAUCCCUGUCUACUAUUGGUGCCCUAUGUGCAGUUCCCUUCUCACAGAAACACGAUGGUCUGUCACAUGGGUCCUUGAUACGCAGGGCAUCCUCUUUGGUGACCGACAGCACGAACACCUUUCUCUCUCAGACCACCCUGGCACUUGUAGACUCGGUCACACAGUACGUCAAGACUAUACACUCACUGGUGACCCUGCACAAGCACUACGUUGCCUCAGCCAGCAAGCUGACCCCUGAGGAGGAGGACUCCGUGUGGAAAGUGAUCGUUCGCCAACGCCAUGAGUUGAGUAAUUUGAGGAAGGACGUCGAGAGGUUUGAGUCUAACUGGAUGAUGGCCGUCAACCUCUCCAAACUGGCAGCUGAAGCAGCAUACGACGCAGGUGCAGACCAGGCGUCUGUUAUGGCUCAGAACAGCCUCCAGGUGGCGCAGUCUCAUGUUGAGCAAAUCAGACAGCUCUCUCUGGAGGCAGAGAAGAACCUUACAGACUCUAAGGCAGAGAGCAGCCAAAGGAUCAUGCUUCCUUCUUCCACAGAGGAAGACGACAUCCCAGACGCAUAUCUAAGAGAGGACUAACUACAUGCUUACGUCCAUUUGCGUGUCUACAUUUUGUUCUUAUGAUGUGAGUGUACUGGGCCACAUGGACAGUCCAUUAGAGAUUGCCAUUCCAGAUAACAGCUUCAGCCUUCUCUAAAUCAUCUUUCUUUUAUUGCAGUCUGAUCAUGCGUGCUGUCACAAAUGUAAAUAAAAAGGAUUUCUGAUUGAUUGUUGUGUAUUUAACAUGCCAUUGCAGUAGCAUAUGAUUAAAAGGAAUUGACCCC